AGAAACUCGAAAGCGCGUUCCGCAUCCACAAUUCUUCUCAUUUGGUUAUAUAAUGCGCUUGCGCGACAUCUCCCUCGACCUGCGAUUUUCCUGGGUUACGAUUGUCUUUGUCCGGUCGCCAUGUCGUUGGACUAUUUUGCCGGUGAUGGGAUUCCUGCGUCGAAUGCAACGAACCAGAACGAAUUAAACGACAACGACAGCAAGAGCAUCAGCAGCGAUCAUGACAGCCAGCCGUUAGAAGUCGUAUUUGAAGAAGACAGCAUUCGCCGACGAAGAUCUUCUCUCGUACCGUCUGCACCCUCUCGACCAGGGCAUCACCGCACCAAAACGCAAUGCUUCGUGCACACCCUCAUCGAGAAACACGAUGGCAUCGCGUUCAAAGACCACAAUGCCUCCUAUGAAGGACUUUCGCAGGAACGUCGUGUAGAUAAGGAUCCGUUCGACCAUGCCGAGCAAUCACACCACUCGCGGCUCCUCACCAAGAAGCAAAUCUCCGAUAUGGCAUUCGGCAUCAGGGAGCUUUCCAAGAAGCUGUCACAGAUCAGGCUUAUGCUGAAUGUGCGGAACAUCUUUAUCCUGGCCAAGGCGCAUGACGAGACGCUGAUCAAGCACGCGAGGGAGACAACGGAUUGGCUCUUGACAAAGGACGAGAAGUACAAGGUCUAUGUGGAACAGACUUUGGAGAAGAACAAACUUUUUGACGCCGAUGGUCUUUUGAAGAACAACCCAGGUUAUCAAGGCAGGCUGCGAUUCUGGACAAAUGAGCUCUGCGCUGAGAGGCCUCAGACUUUUGACAUUGUACUGGCACUGGGGGGUGAUGGAACGGUGCUAUACGCGUCAUGGCUCUUUCAACGCAUUGUUCCACCUGUACUAGCCUUCUCCAUGGGUUCCCUUGGUUUCCUUACCAAGUUCGAUUAUGAACAGUACCCGCAGACCCUCUCACGCGUCUUUAACGAAGGUAUAACAGUGAGCCUUCGCCUCCGGUUCGAAGCAACCAUAAUGCGCUCUCAGACACGCGAGAACACGAAUCGCGACCUCGUCGAAGAGCUCAUAGGAGAGGAAAACGAAGACAACCAUACGCACAAACCAGAUGGGACACACAACAUCCUAAACGAAGUCGUCGUCGACCGAGGCCCCAACCCAACCAUGUCCUCGAUCGAGCUUUUCGGCGACGACGAGCACUUCACCACCGUCCAAGCUGAUGGCGUCUGCAUAUCAACACCCACAGGCUCGACGGCGUACAACCUAGCAGCCGGUGGGUCGCUCUGUCACCCAGACAACCCCGUAAUUUUGGUCACAGCCAUUUGCGCGCAUACCCUUUCGUUCCGCCCCAUUAUCCUCCCCGACACGAUCGUGUUGAGGGCGGGCGUGCCGUAUGAUGCGCGUACCAGCAGUUGGGCGAGUUUUGAUGGCCGCGAGAGAGUAGAGUUAAAACCAGGUGAUUACGUGACGAUUAGCGCGAGCCGGUUCCCGUUCCCUAGUGUGUUACCGUUGGACCGGAGGAGUAAGGAUUGGAUUGAUAGUAUCAGCCGGACGCUGCAGUGGAAUAGUCGGCAAAGGCAGAAGGAGUUCAAGGAGUGGACUUCGUAGUGGUGGUCGAUU
Molecule: messenger RNA, 1602 nt
Organism: Periconia digitata
Lineage: Eukaryota; Fungi; Ascomycota; Dothideomycetes; Pleosporales; Periconiaceae
Source: the annotation of a GenBank genome assembly